Messenger RNA from Pomacea canaliculata, 3005 nucleotides. RefSeq names its product atrial natriuretic peptide receptor 1-like. NCBI's taxonomy places the organism in Eukaryota, Metazoa, Mollusca, Gastropoda, Architaenioglossa, Ampullariidae. Gene Ontology annotation, molecular function: peptide receptor activity; guanylate cyclase activity; protein kinase activity. The transcript is spliced from 16 exons. The record is from RefSeq and is a predicted model, not a curated record. Bases 743 to 2854 code for a protein of 703 amino acids. Gene Ontology annotation, biological process: cGMP biosynthetic process; protein phosphorylation; receptor guanylyl cyclase signaling pathway. Gene Ontology annotation, cellular component: membrane.
CAACAACAACAACAACAAAACAACAACAAUAAUACAGGAGCAAUCUAGGGUCUCGCCUUGCCUCGUAAUGCAAGUGUUGGCCCCAGACUUAACUGGCUCAGCCUCGCGGAGCACCAGACCGCAGGCUUAGCGGUAGCUGGCCGUGCGGGACUAUGUGACGUCACAUCCUGUCGCUGCUUGUCUGUCUCAGUAGAGGAAGACUUCGCCUCUUUAGUAAUCCGGUUUCCUAGGCAGCAGGACACGUGCUACAACUGACUUGUUUCUCAUCCGACGAGACUUGCGACUGAACAGAACGAGACAAGUACACCGCGAGGCAGGAACUUGCUGACUGACCUCACUGCUAACCUCACUGCUUAACUCACUGCUUAACUCACUGAUUAACUCACUGCUAACCUCACUGCUAAACUCACUGCUCAAACUCUUCAUUACGAACACCUGAUGAUGUUUCAGGCGUGAGAGAGGACUACCGAGUGCAGAGACUAUGCUGUCAAAGAAUAGUGAGCUCGAGAAACAAGUUUGUUUACAGUGAUGACACCCUCGACAGCUACAGUGUAGGUGAAGGAAGAUCUAAGUCCUUGGUGUCCUCGCUUGUCCGAGGAAAGACUUCAAAUGGUUUUAGUAUUCUGAAAGGCCGGCGUGUUUAGAAAAAAAGAACACAGUAUAAAAAAAAAUUUUGAAAAAAGAAUUCUCGGAAGACUUUCUUCUCGGCAGACCCACCAGGACAACAAAGUGAGGCUUCAUCAUGUACUUGGUCCAGAGGAUCUCCCGGGUUUCGCUCCUAGCCCUGCUCGGCAUACUGACGAAGGCGAGCUGUGACCCUGUCGCUGACCCCAAUGACCUGCACGUGCUGUGGCUGGCACCCAAGGAGCCUGUGAAGGAUGGCAAGAGAUACCUGCUGAGUGCAUCCUCCAGCGUGGGCUACCUCGCCCUGGCCAUAGAGAGAGUCAUGGCCGAGGGGCUUAUCUCCGACAAAAAUAUCAACGUGACGUGGAUCGACUGCGCGUGCAGCCCCAAGCUGAGUCUCGGUCGACUUGUCGAGGUCAUCCGCGUGGUCAUCCCUGACGUCAUCAUUGGACCACCAUGCACGAGCGCAAUGAUUCCGGUAGCGGACCUGGGAUCCUUUUUCAACGUUCCUGUCUUCAGCUGGAUCUCCAACGAGCACACGCUGGACAACAAGACGAGGGCUUCCACCCUGGUGAGAACGUUGCCGCCUCUGUCCAGCCUCGGCAACUUGCUGCUCAGUGUCUGCAGGAAUCUCGACUGGCACACUAUCUCCAUAAUCUCCACAUUAGGGGGGAUGACAGAAGGGAUUGCGGACUACUUUAAAGAGAUCCUAGACAACUCGGAGUUUUUCCUCGCCCGGCAUUUUGACAGAGUUAACACCUCGCUAACAGUCGAGAGCAUCAGGCGCAUGUAUGCUUUCAUCAAGGGAGAGGCGAGAAUCGUGUUUCUGAUUGUGCCGAUGGAGGAGCUUCGCACAUACAUGCUGGCUGCGCAUGACAUGGAUAUGACGUCAGGGGACUUCCAGUUCCUGUUCACCCGCCAGAUGAUUGCCGAAGACGGCUUCGUCAAGCUACUGCAGGGCAAAGGAUUGUGGGAGCGCGGGGAUGGCCGCGACAGCGAUGCAUACCAAGCUUACAAAAACCUGCUGUAUUUCACCUUUUCGUUCAUGCUGGAGUACUACGACAACACGGUGGAUGCCUACAACGCUUCUGUCCGCGUGUUCGGGCAGCAUCCCAACAUGCCCACCUUCGAAAUGCCUGACAGGUAUGCGAGAUUCCUACACGACACCUUCUACCUGUACUGCCUGGCUGCCAACAUCACUCGGCAGCGGAACCAGACCGUGGACGGCGCCAACAUCUUCAAAACCUCCACUGAGAUCGGAUUUAAUGGUAUGACAGGCUAUGUGCACCUGGACAACGAAGCAGAUCGUCUUCCGAGUUACCUGGUCUGGGACAUGGAUUUGGACGGAUCUUUCCGUGUCAUCAUGCAAAUAGCUCACAACUUCUACAACAACAGCAUCACUAAUAUUACAUAUCCUGACGGAGUCCUGGAGAUUCACUGGGGCAAUGGAAUGUCCUACAGCGAAGGGUAUAUUCCACUGGACAGUCCGGUGUGUGGCUUCCGAAACGAGAAGUGCCCAGAAAACUCAACUGCCAAGACCGUCAUCCCGGCCGUCCUCGUCAGCGUCAUGUUGGCCGUCGUCAUCGUCUUUUUCAUCCUUUUCAGGUGGUGGAAGAAGGAGCAGAAGCUGUACAGCAAAACCUGGCGCGUGCUGUGGAAAGACCUCAAGUUCGAGACACGCGAUCAAAUGAUAACGGGGCAUAACGGAAGUCAUUCAACUGUGAACUCUGACGAUCAUGGCGGCUGUUCGUCCGUAAAUUCUUCCUUCCGUCUCAACGUCCCUUCCCAUCAGGCCUACUACUGCAAAACUGCAAUGUAUGGAAACGAGAGGGUUGUGGUUCGCAUGAUCAGGAAAAAGAAUAUCCGGUUUGACCGGAAGCUGUUGGAAGAGUUGCAUUUGCUGACUCACAGCAAAAACCCGAACCUGACUCAGUUUUUCGGUGUGUGCACUGAUCCUCCCAACCUGUGCAUUCUGUGGGAAUACUGCAACAAAGGCAGCGUUCAGGAUGUCAUUCAUAACAGCUACAAUAAUUACGAGCUGGACAGUUUGUUUCAAUUCUCCAUCGCCUUGGAUAUAUGCACGGGUUUGAACUACAUCCAUGGAUCGGAACUGAAAGUUCACGGCAACCUGACCAGUGCCAACUGUCUCCUGGAUAACCGGUGGACAUGCAAGCUGUCCGGCUUUGGCGUCAGACGCUGCUCAGGGGAGAGAAGCCACCCGAGGGCCUGAGCGAGCAAGCGCGGACUGUAUUGGACGGCCCCAGAAGCGCUGCGAUCGCUGCUGAAGGACGAGAGAGUUGUCCCCACGCCGGCGGGCGACAUCUACUCACUCGCCAUCGUGCUGAAGGAGAUCCUGUGCAAGAACAGCGCCUACGACAUCG